GGUUAUUAUUUUUUUUGUCUAAAACAGGGAGAGUAUAUUGCUCCAGAGAAGAUCCAGAAUGUAUAUUUACGCAGUCCGUUUGUUGCGCAGGCCUUUGUCACUGGAAACAGCUUUAAGAUUUGUUCACAAUAUUUUUAAGCAUUGAAGCUAAAUAGCAGCUUGAAUGAACACAUUCUUCGUUUCCAGUCCUUCUUAGUUGCCAUUAUUGUACCAGAUGCUGAAGUGAUAGAAGCCUGGGCCAAAAAAAAUGAAGUGAAGGGAGACGUGAAACAGCUUUGUCAAGAUAAGGUUAGUAAAUUUACAGAGGGGGUGAGGGGUUAAAGGUGAGGGGUCCCGAGGGUCGGGGGUUGUAGUCUUAAGUGAUUAAUGUAAAUGAGAAAGGCCCGUAAUAUUAUCCCCAGGCUUUCUCAUGCAAGCUGAAGUUGAAUCAACCACAGGUUAACACGGUCGUAGCCAGUUGAAUGGGGUCAAACGCCAGUAAUUUUUUUCGUCUUUGAUUUUCUCCAGAUAUCUUUAAUUUAUUGCUUAUUUAUUCUUUCAUUUAUUUCUGCUUUUCUUUUUCGUUUGUUUAUUUGUUUGCUUUUUUUUGCAGUUUUCCAUAACUGAAAGAUGAUUUAAUUUUUCACUUUUUCAGAACUCCCUCCUCAUUAAUGUUCAAUGAUAAUCUAACAUAAAAAGCUGGAAAGUUUCUUUUUUCUUUUAUGGAAACGGAGUUAGCUGAGCACAUAACUGUGACUUUCCUUUCAGAUUAUAAAUAAAGUUAUAUUGGAAGACAUCUUGGCCAAGGGAAGAGAAGGAGAUCUUAAUUCAUUAGAACAGGUUAGGGUGUACGUCAUAAAUUUAUUUACUCGUAGGUGACAAUGUCUGUUAGAUGUGGGGAAUGCUACUGGUAAUGAAAAGAGUCCGGUUUGAAGUGGUUUUCUACACGAGAUAGCUUAACUCAAGGGACUUUUUCUUUAACUUUCCCUUUACGCCAUAAACAGAAGGAGUCUCCACGGCAACCAACAAACUUAAUUGUACCGAAUAAAAAGUCUCUAUAUUUCGAGAGCAUGGACGAAAAAAAAUUCGUAUUUCCUAAAAAUGAAAACGGAAGCCAUCCUUAUAUAGUACAAUAA
Pocillopora meandrina is the source of this 1115-nucleotide messenger RNA. Lineage: Eukaryota; Metazoa; Cnidaria; Anthozoa; Scleractinia; Pocilloporidae. The record is from the annotation of a GenBank genome assembly.